GGCUCUUAUUGUGAAAGCGAGAGGAGGCCGGUACAAUGCUUAGUCACGGUGAGUAGCCUACAGCUUUCCCCCCCACCUUCCUAUGUGGCGCACAGCUCGGCAGACCGCGAUGGAGGAAUUGAACUAGACAACUUGUCAGUUGAGCCAAAGCUUCCUGCUAAACACAGCGGUGCAAACAGAUUCCAUAGCUGGACAACCUCGAGGAAGGCGUCUCCGAAGAAAGCCACCGAACACCUCCCCCAUUCCCAAGGGCUCCAAGUUACACUUACGACACUUUUGGCACUCUACCCUGUUUUUGUUUUUUUGUCCUUUUCAGAGUUGACAAGCCUUCUCCUGCCUCAUCUAGAGUAACUGAAUCUACAGUGUAGCACUCUGAAGGGAGCUUUAAUUAUUAACUUCUUUUAAAAUUAAGUAGUAAAUCUUAUUCUUAUUUUCCAUCACUAGAGUGAUCAAUAUGCAAGAUUGACCAGUACAUGUGGUGAAUCUGGCAAGCAUUUAGAUGUAUGUUCAGUUUGUACUGUCAUAAAAAACAUUCUCUACCUGUUAUUCUGUUUAUUAUUAACCCCUCCGCCAAAGUCAGAGGAAUCCUGAACUCAAGACCUUUUGAUUAUGUUGGAACUGCAACAUGUAAGAAUACAACCAGCUAUGACUGGCAGCUCACGUAGAAGUCUCUGGUAAUGCCAUAAUGAGCAGUAUGUCUGGACUCAAGUACUGAACAGAGCAAGGGAAUCAUUUCCACAUAAACAAAAAUAAGGCAUACCCAGGAGAGCCCGGAGCUUUCUGUUAAGCGGUCUACCAAGUGUCAGUUCAAACUUCAUCUUUUAUUUCACCCACGCCUGCGCAUGGUGCAAGAUGCCCCAUAACACUGCCGGCUUUUCUUGAGAAAGAGACCGGUAAGGAGGAGACAGGGUAGGAAAUGACAGAGUGCAUGACAGAAUGCAAAGCGCUGGUGACUCCGUCCACGCGCAACGGCCACCGUGUCUUCAGCUACACGCUAGAGAGCCACACGGCGGCCGCCUUCGCCAUCAUGAACGAGCUGCGCCUGGAGCGUCAGCUGUGCGACGUCACGCUGCGUGUGCGCUACAAAGACCUGGAGGCGGUGGACUUUGUGGCUCACAAGGUGGUGUUGGCCUCCUCGUCCCCGGUCUUCAGGGCCAUGUUCACCAACGGCCUGAAGGAGUGCGGUAUGGAAUCAGUGCCCAUUGAGGGGAUCCAUCCCAGGGUUAUGGACCGGCUGAUAGAGUUUGCCUACACAGCUAGCAUCUCUGUGGGGGAGAAGUGUGUGAUUCACGUGAUGAAUGGUGCUGUCAUGUACCAGAUAGACAGUGUUGUCAAGGCCUGCUGUGAUUUCCUCGUCCAGCAGCUCGACCCCAGCAACGCCAUCGGCAUCGCCAAUUUUGCCGAGCAGAUCGCUUGCACGGAGCUCCACCAGAAGGCCCGUGAAUACAUCUACAUGAACUUCAGCCAGGUGGCAACCCAAGAGGAGUUCUUCAACUUAUCCCACUGCCAGCUGGUCACCCUCAUCAGCCGCGAUGAGCUCAAUGUGCGCUGUGAGUCCGAAGUCUUCCAGGCAUGUGUGGCCUGGGUGCGCUACGACCGGGAGAACCGGCGACCAUACGUCCAGGCGUUACUCCAGGCUGUCCGCUGCCACUCCCUUACCCCCAACUUCCUGCAGGCCCAGCUCCAGUCUCUGGACUGGGACCCCCAGUGUAAAGACUACCUGGCCCAGAUCUUCCAGGACCUCACCCUCCAUAAACCCACCAAAGUAAUUUCUUGCCGAACACCCAAGGUGCCGCAGCUCAUCUACACAGCAGGGGGAUAUUUCCGCCAGUCUCUCAGCUACCUGGAGGCGUAUAAUCCCUGUACAGGAGCCUGGCUGAGGCUGGCUGACCUGCAGGUACCACGCAGUGGCCUAGCAGCCUGUGUGAUCAGUGGGCUUUUCUACGCUGUUGGUGGAAGAAACAACGCACCGGAUGGCAACAUGGACUCAAAUGCAUUGGACUGCUACAAUCCUAUGAACAACUGCUGGCUGCCGUGUGCACCAAUGAGUGUUCCCAGGAACCGAAUCGGAAUUGGUGUUAUCGAUGGUAUGAUAUAUGCAGUUGGUGGAUCACAUGGGUGCAUUCAUCACAAUAGUGUUGAAAGGUAUGAUCCAGAAAGGGACCAGUGGCACCUGGUAGCCACCAUGUUGACACGGCGUAUCGGUGUGGGUGUUGCGGUCAUCAACCGACUGCUUUACGCCGUAGGGGGGUUUGAUGGGGCAAACCGGCUCAGCUCCUGUGAGUGCUACAACCCUGAGAGGGACGAGUGGAGGACCAUGGCCCCUAUGAACACUGUGCGCUCCGGAGCUGGUGUGUGCGCACUGGGGAAUCAAAUCUUCGUGAUGGGCGGCUACGAUGGCACUAACCAGCUGAACACAGUGGAGCGCUACGAUGUGGAAACUGAUACAUGGGCCUUUGCUGCCUCCAUGAGGCACCGACGCAGUGCUCUGGGAGUCACUGCAUUACAUGGACUCAUCUAUGUAUUGGGAGGUUAUGAUGGAAACACUUUCCUGGACAGUGUGGAGUGUUAUGACCCUGAAAAGGACACCUGGUCGGAGGUGACACACAUGACGUCAGGGCGAAGCGGCGUGGGUGUGGCCGUUACCAUGGAGCCGUGCCAGAAAGAACUGCCACAGUGUCAGGAGUCUGAGAAUUUGAGCGGUGCUGCCUCAGCUAAUCAGUCUACCUACUCCGGUUUUAGCUCUUACCACAAUCAGCGGCACGGAGGGCCCUUUGGCAAAGGCGCAUGAGGCUCAUCGCUUGACCAUGUCACGCACGCACACAAAAUCUUGAACACACACAGACAGACAGACGAGCACCCCAAAACUCCACUCUGUCUUCCCAAAUCAAAAGAAAGCCCCUCAAAACUGAUUCGACAGAGGUGUGCUAAAACACCACGUGCUGCCGGACUGGCUGGUUCUAGAGAUCACACUUGAUAUAAAGCAAAAAAUAUAAAUCAGUAACACUUUAUUUUGAAAGUGCAGUGUUGAGGUGACAAAAAAGUAAUUUGAGUAUCUGCAUUCGACUAUCCAAAUCCAGUAUGACCCCAGAGCCUACUGUCCACUUUUCUAGACCUAAAAUUUGAUUAAUUUGUUUGGUAAAUUGUGUUCCGCCUGUUUGUGUUUUCAGAGAAUUGAAGUUAUCAGUCAGACCAUCAUCUCCCAGGUUUGAGUCUUGGGAGGAAAUGGCUGCAUACAAAAAGGGGCCAAUUACUGGCUCAAAGAAUCAUCAGGGGCUCUUUACACUUCAAGCAAAAGUUAAAUCGGGGGUGGCGGAAUAAUUCUAAUGAUCCCAUUUAUAUAACUAAAACAGACCCAAAAAAGUAGCAUUUGUUAGCAUAGGCAGUAGAGUUUAAAGUGCCAUUACUAUGCCUUUUGGCAUUACUCUCAUCCGUAUAUUGACUUAAGGGUGCUUUGAUAGAAAGGCACCGACAGUCUCUGUGUGGUGUGUAGAAAUUGGUAAAGUUAACCCAGAGAGCCACAAGAUGAAGCUUAUACGUGAGAUUGGGCCUCAUGCAAGGACAUUGGCUGUGUCCUCAUCCUAAACCUCUUACUUUUUGUACUUGUUUUGCUUUUACGUAGUCUGGCUCAACAGAUGUACAUUGCUGGAAUGUCCCUCUCCCUCUGCUAUUAAUUUUGCAAGGGCGCUGCGCUGCAUCUGGGGCUUAGCACUGCCCAGGAUGGUUGUGAUUGCUUUACAGAAGUACAAACAAGCCAGAGCAUUUUUUCGCCCUAUCCCAGAAUAGAUAAGUGUGUAGCCAGACUAUAGUCGAGCACUGGCACCUCGCUGUGGAGGUAGGUCUGGCAAUGCAAAACUAUCUUGUAUGUAUUUCAAGUCAGAUUCAGCAAACUCUCUUAACUGCACAAACUUAAAAGACUAAUGAAUGUCUCCUGUUCAUUUGUGAGGUUUUAUAACUAGCAUAAUCAACACGUGGGCAAGUUUCAUUCUCAAAAAUCAUCACCAGGAGUAAAACAAAAAUAAUUUCACAUCUUGAUGUUGGAAAUCAGAAUAUCACAUAACACAUUUAGCAGUAUCUAUAGUUGUGUUUGUGGACCCGGUUUGAUAUAGAUUUAAACUCCAAAAGCAAGGUAGUCCAUGGCUAAAGUGAGAAGCGACGGUCAGGGGAGCAUGACACUCCUAGAGAUGAAGGAGAGUAUAAUAUUCCUUUAAACAGAUGGUGAUGACACAGAUGGUUACACUGUUGGGUGUUAUAACAGAGGGUGUUCACCUGAAAAGUGACCUGCUUAAAGACCCUGAGGCAUCUGUUGGAGGGUUUUUAGAGCAACUGCUGAAUUGUAUUGUGAAUUGUAAAUUGUCAUUUCAAAAUAUGGCAGUGAAAUCCCAACAAAAAAAUUUGCUUAUUUUAGUAACACGCAUAUCUGUACAUGGCUUAUAUGGCAUGCCUUGACCACCCCUGAUUUUUGUUCACUUUUAAAAAUUGGUAAUUUCCACAAAUUCUCUUAAAUUAUUCUGUCUAUUUAAGAUUGAGGCUGUUCAUAAGAAUGGUUCUUGCAUUUGGCCCAAAGUCUUAAAUUCAAGUGCUGGUACAAGAGAAGCAGGACCUUGUAAUAACUGCGUUGUAACAAAUGUGUUCUUUCACUAAUAGCCACUGGAAGGUCAGAAAAAGGUGAUUUCUUUCGGGAAAGAUUUUGGCCAAUGAUUUAGAGUUGCUACUUCUAAGACUGUCGGAGUGUGUGUGUGUGAUCCAGUAUUAAUGGUGUGUGGAGUGCCAAGAGAAAGAAAAUCUGGGUUUUGACUAUGUUUAGAGGAAACGGAAUACUGUAGCAUUUUAAAAACUUCAAUUCAAUCAUCUCACUGUAUGUGUUUUUAUAAAAAUGCAAAUUACUGACACAGUUGAGAACCUCCAUCUACAGUUGACUUUUGGGUUUUCACUUACACCAGACCUCAGAAACAGAAGUGACCAUGUUUGCACAUUAGUGUUCAGAAAUUGUACGCUAAUGGCAACUUGCUUGAAAAAGUGUAUUUGUAACAGCAAUUUAAGCUACAAAGGUUUUUAAGUGAUGUUUUGUACAUUGAUAAUCUAAGAAGUCUUGUACAGAAUUUCAGAGCUCACUUUUUUUAUUUGUUUAGGAUUAUUUUGGUUUUCUUGUUCCUCUAAACUGACAUCAGCUUUGUAUUGAAUUGGACUCUGGUGUUGUGUUUUUCAAUAACUAGCAUGCUUGUAACUAAAUAGAAAUGCCUGUUAAUGCUAUUUUUGGAUGUUUGUAAAAAAAAAAUUGCUUCACUUUGAAAGGGACUUUUUUCUGUCCAUCAGUAGUUUGAAUGGAAAUUAGAAUAUUUAAGGUCUGCUUUGUACAUUUCUUUUCCAGCAAAAAUACCCUGUACAAUAAUUCAUUGUAAAGUAAAAUAUGUUUAUUGUA
Molecule: messenger RNA, 5422 nt
Organism: Etheostoma spectabile (orangethroat darter)
Lineage: Eukaryota; Metazoa; Chordata; Actinopteri; Perciformes; Percidae
Gene: keap1b
Product: kelch-like ECH-associated protein 1b
Exons: 7
Coding region: 917-2791 (624 amino acids)
Molecular function (GO): protein binding
Source: RefSeq, a predicted model, not a curated record